Cucumis sativus (cucumber) is the source of this 1577-nucleotide messenger RNA. Its product is annotated as sugar carrier protein C. The record is from RefSeq and is a predicted model, not a curated record. Lineage: Eukaryota; Viridiplantae; Streptophyta; Magnoliopsida; Cucurbitales; Cucurbitaceae. Gene Ontology annotation, cellular component: membrane. The transcript is spliced from 4 exons. Gene Ontology annotation, molecular function: monosaccharide transmembrane transporter activity. Bases 1 to 1533 code for a protein of 510 amino acids. Gene Ontology annotation, biological process: monosaccharide transmembrane transport.
AUGGCUGGUGGAAUCAUGGCAGCCCCGGAGAAAGGGAAGGAUUAUCCGGGAAAAUUCACAUGGAAAGUCUUCUACACUUGCUUCAUUGCAGCAUCAGGUGGUUUGAUUUUUGGCUACGAUUUGGGUAUUUCAGGUGGAGUGACGUCAAUGGAUUCAUUUUUGUCGAAGUUUUUUCCUGCUGUGUACGAGAAACAAAUUUCGACAGAUCCUUCAAACAAUCAGUACUGCAAAUUUGACAGUCAAACAUUGACUCUUUUUACGUCGUCCCUUUAUUUGGCUGCUUUAUUUUCAUCGUUGGUGGCAGCCAGCGUUAGCCGGGCUUUUGGGAGGCGGAUUACGAUGCUUAUGGGCGGAUUUCUGUUCCUCGCCGGAGCUCUUCUCAAUGGGUUUGCUGAAGCCAUUUGGAUGCUCAUCGUCGGCCGUUUGUUACUUGGCUUCGGCAUCGGUUGUGCUAAUCAGUCGGUGCCAAUUUACCUUUCAGAAAUGGCCCCAUACAAGUACAGAGGAUCUCUAAACAAUCUAUUCCAACUCAUGAUCACCCUUGGCAUUCUAAUUGCCAACGUUCUUAACUAUGAAUUCGCCAUGAUCCCUGGCGGUUGGGGCUGGCGGCUGAGCCUUGGCGGAGCUGUAGUCCCUGCCCUAAUCAUCAUAAUUGGCUCCUUCACCCUGACCGACACCCCGAGCUCUUUGAUCGAGCGGGACCGCCUUGAUGAGGCCAAGCAACUGUUGAAGAAGGUUCGGGGGGUUGAUAACGUGGAAGCCGAGCUAGCCGACUUGGUUGCAGCUCGGGAGGCAUCAAAGGGAGUGAGUAACCAAUGGGGAGCUUUGUUUCAAAGGAAGUAUAGGCCACAAUUAACAAUGGCCAUUGCUAUUCCCUUUUUUCAGCAGCUAACUGGGAUCAAUGUCAUAACCUUUUAUGCACCUGUUUUGUUCAAAACUCUUGGAUUUGGAAACUCAGCUUCUUUAAUGUCUGCCAUGAUUACUGGAGGUGUUAAUUGUGUCUCUACAAUUGCCGCCAUUUUGCUUGUUGAUAGGUUUGGAAGAAGGGUUCUCUUCCUUGAGGGUGGUUCUCAAAUGUUAUUAUCUCAGAUUGUGGUUACAAUUAUGAUUGCGUACAAAUUUGGUAUCGAUGGAAAUAGCGGAGGAUUGUCGAAGGAAUAUGCUGGUGCAGUGGUGUUGUUCAUUUGCACCUACGUUGCAGGGUUUGCAUGGUCAUGGGGGCCAUUGGGAUGGUUGGUUCCAAGUGAAAUCUUUUCUCUUGAAGUUCGAUCAGCUCUUCAAAGUGUGAACGUUUCGGUGAACAUGAUCUUCACUUUCGCAGUAGCUCAAGUCUUCACUGCUAUGCUUUGUCACAUGAAAUUUGGAAUGUUCAUCUUCUUCGCCUUUUUCGUCUUUGUGAUGAGCAUUUUCAUCUACAAAUUCCUCCCCGAGACAAAGGGUGUCCCAAUUGAAGAGAUGGCUCUUGUUUGGCAAAAACAUCCUUUUUGGGGAAAAUAUGUUAGCCAAGAGAAGCCCCAAACCACCUCAACUUAGAUGCAGGCCGGUGAGUAUAGGUUUAGUUUUGGUAAUUCCUUUAU